Messenger RNA from Sesamum indicum (sesame), 2642 nucleotides. NCBI's taxonomy places the organism in Eukaryota, Viridiplantae, Streptophyta, Magnoliopsida, Lamiales, Pedaliaceae. The record is from RefSeq and is a predicted model, not a curated record.
UGAUCAAAUAUGUCCUAAAAUGGCGGUGCAGCACUGAUUCUCACCUUAAUUUGUUGUUGUAAUAAUUGCCACCAGUCAGCACACGCUGGCUUCCCAGCCCUUGCUCCAUGCAUUUCCCUAGUCAAGGACACAAAAAUGAACAAAAUUAACAAGGAAGCAGAAAACCGGAAAGAAAUUAAGGGGAAAAGAGAUAAUAAUAAAAAAAGGAAAAAUAGUAAUUCCCUCCCAGGCCCAGACCUCCCAGUGCUAGUCCCACGCCUUCAAAUUCAAUAUUUGAACAAAACAUCCCUUACAAAUUGAAACCAUAAUCACCAAGAUUAAGAAUAAUGCUGACGGGCGCGCAAGCUGCAGCCCAUCCUGUGCGCCCGAAAACAUACAAUAAUCAUAUUAAUAUUCUUAUUUCAUUUUCUUCUUCUUCUUCUUCUUCUUCUUCAACCACCCGCUUUCUGAUUGUUAAUAUCAUUGUUGUGGCCUUCUCCUUGUGUUUUUGUGGUGCACAAUUGAACAAUGAAGCCGAAGCACUCAUCAAGUUCAAAAGUUCCUUGAUAAAUGCAGACCCGGCUCUUGCCGACUGGAAACCCUCCACGCCUCCCUGUUCCAAGAUUGGUGGUGGCCACUGGAUCGGUGUUCUCUGCACAAAUAAUGGCAACGUUUAUGGUCUGCAGCUUGAGAAGAUGGGUCUCAAGGGUAGAAUUGACGUCGACUCUCUCGCCCCUCUCCCUUUCUUACGGACGCUUAGCUUCAUGGGCAACAGCUUCGAGGGGCCAAUGCCUGAUUGGAAAAAGAUUGGUGCUCUCAAGGCAUUGUUCUUGUCCAACAACCAGUUUUCUGGUGACAUUCCCGGAGACGCUUUCAAGGGUAUGACUUCUUUGAAGAAAGUUUAUUUGGCAAACAACAAAUUUACGGGACAUAUUCCUACCUCUCUUGAAUCACCUAAACUCAUAGAGUUGAAGCUUGAGAACAAUCAAUUCACGGGCACCAUACCGGCAAUAAGCUCAGACAAUCUUAAGCUCCUCAACCUCUCUAACAAUCUAUUGGAGGGUCCAAUACCUGCACCUCUACUCAAAAUGGAUCCAUCCGGCUUCUCAGGUAACAAAGGGCUGUGCGGGAAGCCUGUGGGAUCCGAAUGCAACAGCAGUCCCCCAGACGAUGCUGUGCCAUCUGAUACUGAUAAGAGCAAGUCACCAUCAACCGCAACAAUUGCUAUAAUUGUAGCAUCUGUAGUAGUGGGCUUGUUUGUCCUCGUACUCUUAUUUGUUCUCCUAUCCCGAAAGAACCGGACUCCUCAAACUCCAGAAUUUGAGGGGACAGUUUCAGAGGGUAAUGCCACCCCAACCCCCCCCACCACCACCACCAGAAAAUCAGAGCAACAGUCAGGUAAGCUGUCGUUUGUAAGAGAAGACAGAGCCAAGUUUGACUUACAGGACUUGAUGAGGGCAUCGGCGGAAGUGCUGGGAAGUGGCAACUUUGGGGCGUCUUACAAAGCAGUUCUGGUGGACGGAGAUGCGGUGGUAGUGAAGAGGUUCAAACAAAUGAACAGCGUAGGAAAGGAAGACUUUCAUGAGCACAUGAGAAGGCUGGGUAGACUGGCACACCCCAAUCUGCUGCCUCUUGUGGCCUAUUUGUAUCGCAAAGAUGAGAAGCUGUUCGUGCUGGACUAUGUUCAAAAUGGGAGCUUGGCUGCCCGCCUUCACAGUAAACACACAGUGGAGAAGCCAGGUCUUAACUGGCCAAACAGGUUGAAGAUCAUCAAAGGCGUGACCAAGGGGCUUGUUCAUCUUCAUAACGAGCUUCCCAGCUUAAGUGUCCCUCACGGCCACCUCAAAUCCUCAAACGUGCUUCUAGACAAAGACCUCAACCCACUGCUCAUGGACUACACUCUGGCGCCAGUGGUGAACCCCAACCAAGUCCACCAAAUACUGGUGGCUUAUAAAUCACCAGAAUAUGCACAACACGGACGUACCUCCAAGAAAACCGAUGUGUGGUGCUUGGGGAUUUUGAUAUUAGAGAUCCUGACGGGCAAGUUUCUUGCACAAGGUUCCACUGCCGACUUAACAGCAUGGAUCAAUGCCAUUGUUGGGGAAGAAAGGGCUAAAGUUUUCGACAAAGAAAUGGAAAUCAGCACGGAAAGGUGCAGGGCGGAAAUGGAGAAGCUUUUACAGAUUGGAAUAGCUUGCUGCCAAGAGGAUCCGGAAAAGAGGUGGGAUUUGGAGGAGGCAGUGCACAAGAUCGAACAAGUUCAAGAGUCAUCCCUUGAUUAAUUAUUAAUUCAUAUACCACAAUACGUACUAGUUAACAACUACCUCAUCACCAUUCCAUCCUACCUAAAACUAUAUUGACAUGAUGAAUUCCUUCUUCAUCAUUCAUGUCUUACUUCCGUGCAUUAAUUAAUUAAUCUGGAUAUGAAUUAAUUUUUUUAUUUUUAUUUUUUUUUUGUAUAAAUCCUUGGAUACAUCGCCAGUUCAAGCAUCUUUUUUGUCAGUAGAUUAAUGAUAAUGUACCCUUAAUUUCUAUAUGCUACUUAGGAGGGAAGUAAAUACAGACAUUUUGGUGUGCGCUUGCACAAGCUAGCUAGAACAUUACGUCCAAAUGCUUGCAGGUAUAACAUAUUUAUACUAGUUACUCUUUUCUUUUUCUGCCAA